This is a messenger RNA of Catharus ustulatus (Swainson's thrush), 1917 nucleotides long. RefSeq names its product regulator of G protein signaling 11 (gene RGS11). The coding region runs from base 118 to 1680 and encodes 520 amino acids. The record is from RefSeq and is a predicted model, not a curated record. Gene Ontology annotation, biological process: intracellular signal transduction; G protein-coupled receptor signaling pathway; regulation of G protein-coupled receptor signaling pathway. The transcript has 17 exons. Lineage: Eukaryota; Metazoa; Chordata; Aves; Passeriformes; Turdidae.
AUCCUGCGUGCGCCCUCAGUACUCUGCCUGCAUCCCAGGAGCAUCUUGCCAGUACCCUCUGUGCAUCUCCUUUAUCCCAGGAGCAUCCUGCUGUACCCUCAGUGCACUGCCCACGCCAUGGCCGCACUGCCCGCAUCCUGGCGAGCCCCUUGUUCACAGUGGCCGCACCGUGACCGCCCUGCCCGCAGCCCCGCACGCUGCCGGCACAUUGUCCGCCCUGCCCGCAUCCCGCAAGCAUCCUUCCUGUACCCUCAAUGCACCGCCCGCACCCUGCCCGCACCGCCAUCCAGCAGCCACGCCGGUGUAUUUCCCCCUCCCGGACACCGGAUGGAGCGGAUGAUCGUCAGUAUGCAGGACCCCGACAUGGGCAUCAAGAUGAGGAACCAGCGCUUGCUCAUCACCGUCAUCCCCCACGCCAUGACAGGGAACGACAUCGUGGAGUGGCUCAUCCAGAAGUACGGCAUCUCCGAGGAGGAGUCGCUGCACCUCGGCAACCUCAUCGUGAAGCACGGCUACAUUUACCCGCUCAAGGACCCGCGCAGCCUGGUGCUGCGGGCGGAUGAGUCGCCCUAUCGCUUCCAGACCCCCUAUUUCUGGACCAGCACCAAGUGGCCAGCCACGGAGCUGGAUUACGCCAUUUACCUGGCCAAGAAGAACAUCCGCAAGCAGGGUGAUCUGAUCGAACACGAGAAGGACAACUACAACCUCCUGCACAAGCGGAUCAACCACACGUGGGACUUCGUGGUGAUGCAGGCACGGGAGCAGCUCCGGGCAGCCAAGCAGCGGCGCAAGGGCGACCGCAUCGUCAUCGACUGCCAGGAACAGGCGUACUGGCUCGUCAACCGGCCCCCGCCAGGAGCCCCCAACGUGCUGGAGCAGGGUCCCGAGCGCAGGAACUGCCACACCACCCGUGUGCAGCUGACCAAGAACAUGGAUUACUACAAGCGAGAGAUCGAGUACUGCAGGAAGGCCAUGGCCAGGACCAGGGUGAAGUCCUCCAUCUGCCUGGAGGGGUACAUCAAGUUCAACGAGCAGUAUGUGCCCCAUGAUCCCAUCAUGUCCGGCUGCCUGCCCAGCAAUCCCUGGAUCACAGAUGACACCACGUACUGGGCCAUGAAUGCCCCCACAGUGACGACCCCCACAAAGCUGCGCGUGGAGCGCUGGGGCUUCAACUUCAGUGAGCUCAUCAACGACCCCCUGGGCCGGGCACAGCUCCUCGAAUUCCUCAAGAAGGAGUUCAGUGCUGAGAACCUGAGCUUCUGGGAGGCGUGUGAGGAGCUGCGCUACGGGGAGCAGUCCCGCAUCGCCGAGAUCGUGGACUCCAUCUACCAGCAGUUCCUGGCUCCCGGGGCCACGCGCUGGGUGAACAUCGACAGCAAGACGAUGGAGCGAACCCUGGAGGGCAUCAAGACGCCCCAUCGCUACGUGAUGGACGAUGCCCAGAUGCACAUCUACAUGCUGAUGAAGAAGGACUCCUACCCGCGGUUCCUCAAGUCGGACCUCUACAAGAACCUCCUGGCCGAGGCCGUCAUUCCACCGGAGACCAAGAAGCGGGUGUUCCCCUUCAUGCGCAAACAGCGGCAUUCCAGCCCCAGCCCGGCCCUGCUGCUGCCCGCGGGCGAUACCGAGGAGAGGAACAAGAGCCCUUCCACCGCCCCCGUCCCCGAGGAGGAGAGCUGAGAGCCGCGGCCAGUACGGGAGCCCCUGACCCAGCACACCCAGCCCCGCCGCAGGACCCUGCCGGCAGUAGCACUGAAGGAGAGAAGCCAUAUCCCCCCAGCCCAGCGGAGCCCCCGCUCACAUCCCCGCACCCUCCUCUCCCUCGGGGAAGCCGCACCCAGCCGGCCUGGUGCGGGGUCACCCCCUCCUCCCACCCCACCCCGGGCACCAGACAGUAAAACCCCAGACGUGGGGAAA